Molecule: messenger RNA, 4754 nt
Organism: Mus pahari (shrew mouse)
Lineage: Eukaryota; Metazoa; Chordata; Mammalia; Rodentia; Muridae
Gene: Mark2
Product: microtubule affinity regulating kinase 2
Exons: 20
Coding region: 511-3036 (841 amino acids)
Biological process (GO): microtubule cytoskeleton organization; protein phosphorylation; intracellular signal transduction
Cellular component (GO): cytoplasm
Molecular function (GO): tau-protein kinase activity; protein serine/threonine kinase activity; ATP binding
Source: RefSeq, a predicted model, not a curated record
GUUUCCGGAAUUCACCCAUAGUCUGGGCCGAGAGGAAAAGGCUCUUCCCCCUCCCGUUCUUAGUUGUUUCGGAUGUUUCCGGCUCUUACCGGCGGAAAGAGCCGAGGGCUGGCGGUGGUGGCGGCCAUGUUGGGAGCAGCAGGUCCGGCGGCGGCUGCCUGUGUGUCGGGCGCGGAGCAGUGCGGCUGAGGGCAGGGGAGGAGCGAGGCAGGCGGCCGGCUGCGGCGGUUGAGAGUAGGCGGAGCGGCGCGGCCCGGCCGAAAGGCGGCACAACCCAGCCGGGGGUCGGGGGGGGGGUGCGGUCCGGAGCCGCUCGGAGCCGGCGAGGCCUAGCCCGAGCGGUGCAUCACCGGGCUGGCGUGAGCCAUCGCCCGGCCUCCCCGCACCCCCGGCCGGGGCCCAUGCAGCGGGUGCUCCUGCUGUGAGAAGCCCCGCCCGGCCGGGCUCCUAGCCUUCCCUUCCCUAUCUUCCUCCAAGCUUCUCCAUUCCCUCCCCUGAGAUACCGGCGCCAUGUCCAGCGCUCGGACCCCCCUACCCACGCUGAACGAAAGGGACACGGAGCAGCCCACCUUGGGACACCUUGAUUCCAAGCCCAGCAGUAAGUCCAACAUGCUGCGGGGCCGCAACUCAGCCACCUCUGCUGACGAGCAGCCCCAUAUUGGCAACUACCGGCUCCUUAAGACCAUUGGCAAGGGAAACUUCGCCAAGGUGAAGUUGGCCCGGCACAUCCUGACGGGGAAAGAGGUAGCUGUGAAGAUCAUUGACAAGACUCAGCUGAACUCCUCCAGCCUGCAGAAACUGUUCCGAGAAGUAAGAAUAAUGAAGGUUUUGAAUCAUCCCAACAUAGUUAAGUUAUUUGAAGUGAUCGAGACUGAGAAGACUCUCUACCUUGUCAUGGAGUAUGCCAGCGGCGGAGAGGUGUUUGAUUACCUAGUGGCCCAUGGCAGGAUGAAAGAAAAAGAAGCUCGAGCCAAAUUCCGCCAGAUAGUGUCUGCUGUGCAGUACUGUCACCAGAAGUUUAUUGUUCAUAGAGAUCUAAAGGCAGAAAACCUGCUCCUGGACGCUGAUAUGAACAUCAAGAUUGCAGACUUUGGCUUUAGCAACGAAUUCACCUUUGGGAACAAGCUGGAUACUUUCUGUGGCAGUCCUCCUUAUGCUGCCCCAGAACUUUUCCAAGGCAAAAAGUAUGAUGGUCCUGAGGUAGACGUCUGGAGCCUCGGAGUCAUCCUCUAUACACUGGUCAGCGGGUCCCUGCCUUUCGAUGGACAGAACCUCAAGGAGCUACGGGAACGGGUACUGAGGGGGAAAUACCGUAUUCCAUUCUACAUGUCCACGGACUGUGAAAAUCUGCUUAAGAAAUUUCUCAUACUUAAUCCUAGUAAGAGAGGCACUUUAGAGCAAAUUAUGAAAGAUCGGUGGAUGAACGUGGGCCAUGAGGACGAUGAGCUAAAGCCUUAUGUGGAACCUCUCCCUGACUACAAGGAUCCCCGGCGGACAGAGUUGAUGGUGUCAAUGGGUUACACACGGGAAGAGAUCCAGGACUCGCUGGUAGGCCAGAGGUACAACGAGGUGAUGGCUACCUAUCUGCUCCUUGGCUACAAGAGCUCUGAGCUGGAAGGUGAUACCAUCACUUUGAAGCCCCGGCCUUCAGCUGAUCUAACCAACAGCAGCGCCCCAUCUCCGUCCCACAAGGUUCAGCGCAGCGUCUCUGCCAACCCCAAGCAACGACGCUCCAGUGACCAGGCCGUCCCUGCCAUUCCCACCUCGAAUUCCUACUCUAAGAAGACUCAGAGUAACAACGCGGAAAAUAAGCGGCCUGAGGAAGAGACAGGGCGGAAAGCCAGCAGCACCGCCAAAGUGCCUGCCAGCCCCCUGCCUGGCCUGGACAGGAAGAAGAGCACUCCUACCCCCUCCACGAACAGCGUCCUUUCCACCAGCACAAACCGAAGCAGGAACUCCCCACUUUUGGACAGGGCCAGCCUUGGCCAGGCCUCCGUCCAGAAUGGUAAAGACAGCCUAACCAUGCCAGGGUCCCGGGCCUCCACGGCUUCUGCUUCUGCCGCAGUCUCUGCGGCCCGGCCCCGCCAGCACCAGAAAUCCAUGUCUGCCUCCGUACACCCCAACAAGGCCUCUGGGUUGCCCCCCACGGAGAGUAACUGUGAGGUGCCUCGGCCCAGCACAGCCCCCCAGCGUGUCCCUGUCGCCUCCCCCUCCGCCCACAACAUCAGCAGCAGUAGUGGAGCCCCAGACCGAACUAAUUUCCCGCGGGGUGUGUCCAGUCGAAGCACCUUCCACGCUGGGCAGCUCCGACAGGUGCGGGACCAGCAGAAUCUGCCCUACGGUGUGACCCCAGCCUCUCCCUCUGGCCAUAGCCAGGGACGGCGGGGGGCCUCUGGCAGCAUCUUCAGCAAGUUCACCUCCAAGUUUGUCCGCAGAAAUCUGUCUUUCAGGUUUGCCAGAAGAUGUCGCCUGAGCCUGCCAAAGAGCCAAGAGCUGGAUAUUCUCAGGCAGGGGUCAUUCUGCCGCCAGGCCCUGGUGGAACAGCAGGAGGCCCACACCCUGCUCCUGCAUCUCCCUUCCUGGGACAGAGCCUGGCUUGUUCAGCCUGGCCAUGUCCUCUGCAGGCCUAGGAACCUGAAUGAACCUGAAAGCAAAGACCGGGUGGAGACGCUCAGACCUCACGUGGUAGGCGGUGGAGGCACUGACAAGGACAAGGAGGAGUUUCGGGAGGCCAAGCCUCGCUCCCUGCGCUUCACCUGGAGCAUGAAGACCACGAGCUCUAUGGAGCCCAAUGAGAUGAUGCGGGAGAUCCGCAAGGUGCUGGACGCCAACAGCUGCCAAAGCGAGCUGCACGAGCGGUACAUGCUGCUGUGCGUGCAUGGCACACCAGGCCACGAGAACUUUGUGCAGUGGGAGAUGGAGGUGUGCAAACUGCCCCGGCUAUCUCUCAACGGUGUUCGGUUUAAGCGGAUAUCGGGCACUUCCAUGGCCUUCAAAAACAUUGCCUCCAAAAUAGCCAAUGAGCUGAAGCUUUAACAGGCUGUCAGGAGGGGCAGCAGAGGCCCACCAGUGGACUUGGCUGCUUGGGCCAACCCUGCAUCCCCCUGGGAGAAACUGCAGGAUGAAUUGGUGUGUCUCCCCUGCUGGCACUUGUCCCCUUCAAGGCCCUUCUCAAGUUUUUUCUUCCAUGUUUGUGGGGGAUGGGAAGUGGUUCUCCUUCCCACAUUCACCCCUGCCCAGAGGUCCCUCCCUUCCCCUUUCCCCCUACAGGAGGCAAAGGAAGGGGAGUGGGCGGGGGGGGGGCAGGGCUCCCCCUCGGUACUGCGGUUGCACAGAGUAUUUCGCCUAAACCAAGAAAAUUUUUAUUACCAAAAAAAAACAAAAAAAACAAAAAAAAAAACAAAACCCAGCGGCCACCUUUCCUCCCUGCCCCAUUGGGACAGUCAAGACUGGAUCUGUGGGGCUCCUGGGAGGGUGGCUCAGGGCUGGAACACUCUCAGGCAAGAGUGGUGGAGUUCCCUGGCAGGCCCUCCGCCAGGCCCACUUUGGGCUUCUCCCCUCUCCCCACUUCUUUCCCCCUUCAAGCGACCCACCAGAGGUGGCCUUCCCCUGCCCCCAAGCCCUUGGGCUACAGGCCUACACUGAGGCCCAGUGGGGGUACUGCACAGCCUGGAGAGGGUGGGCGGUGGGACCCUGGCUCCCUCCACACCAUAUCCUCUGUCCUUUCCCAGAGCUGGGCACUUCCUUCAAUGAGCUGCUGUGGGGACAUGGUUCCCCUUCUCAGAAGUCUGUGCCAUCUUCUCCCACCUCUCCGGGUGGAAGGCAGGCGGGCUGACCCCGGUACUGGUAGAGGGGAGGGGAAUGGGCCAUGGGCUCUCAGCCCCCAGGGGGCAGCUUGGGAACAGGGACACAAGCUUCUCCGUUCUGCGUCUUUGUCUGAAAGCACAGCCCCUCACCAUCCCCACUGCUUCCCCUUCCUUGGCAUUAAUCUGGGCACCGGUCUCAUCUCACAGCCUUGCCUUUUCUUCCUGGCAUUGCCGCCCCUCCUCUCAGGAGACUGUCCAGGGCCCCCAUGGCUGCCUGGCGGAAGGCUGGAUUGGGCGGCAGAGCCAGGAGUCUCUUGUCCUCCACAGGGUGGGGCAAAUUAACUCCUGCUUGAUAACCUCCGAGGCCAGUGUGAGAAUGGGUGACUGUAGGCGCUUGGCUGGUGGUGGCCCCUGCAUCCCUUAAUUUAUUUCUCUGCUUUCAGUUCUUGAGAAAUUGGGGAAGUCCUACAGAGGCUGCCCCUGCCCUCACCUGAGUUGUACAUUUAUUUUGGGAUGGGUUAUUUUUUAUUUUUAUUAUUAUUAUUGGUUUUUUUUUGUUUGUUUUUUUGAUUUAUGACAAUUCCACUCUUGGCCCCAGUUGUUGUCCUGUCACUCCUUUCCCUGUCCAUCACCCUGGCUCCCAGGCCAGGCUCAGCAACAUAUUGAGUCUUGGGUUCCAGGAAUAAACCUUGCCAACCUCAACCCUCCAGACCCAUGCUCCACUGGCUAUGGCUCAGACCAAGGGCUCCUCCUCUCCCCUCUUGCCCUAUGGAACAGCCCGGGUGCUCCAAGGGAGCCAGGAGGGCAUGGCUUGGCUCCCAAGAUAAGGGGUCGGGGCCAGGACACCCAGGCAAGGUGGCUCCUCCCUGCCUAGCCCCCUCUCCCCCACCCUGCACUUAGUUUCUCCUCUGGAUCAAACACGUAAUAAAGAGAAUGUUUGGAAUCUGA